Cutaneotrichosporon cavernicola is the source of this 2364-nucleotide messenger RNA. RefSeq lists its product as uncharacterized. Gene Ontology annotation, molecular function: hydrolase activity. The record is from RefSeq and is a predicted model, not a curated record. Lineage: Eukaryota; Fungi; Basidiomycota; Tremellomycetes; Trichosporonales; Trichosporonaceae. Bases 1 to 2364 code for a protein of 787 amino acids. Gene Ontology annotation, biological process: nucleotide catabolic process. The transcript is spliced from 10 exons.
AUGUCCGUCAACCUCCCAUUGCUCGCGUUCAACGACGUGUACCGCGUCUCGCAGCGCUUCGUGCCCCAGCCGGGGUCGCCAGAGGAGGAUGUGAAGCCUGACGCCGAGAUCGGCGUAGGCCAGUUCGGCCAGCUCAUCAACACAAUCAGACAGGAGUGGAAAACGCAGGAGAAUGGAACACAGGACGGCCUCGUCCUUUUCGCGGGGGACGUGUUUAGCCCCUCGGUCGAGAGCAGCGUGACACGCGGAAGUCAUAUGGUUCCCAUCCUCAACGCACUCAAACUUGAUGCUGCUUGCAUUGGCAACCACGACUUCGACUUUGGAUACCCGCACAUGACCAAGCUUGUGGGCGACACCAACUUUCCCUGGCUGCUCAGCAAUGUCGUGGAUACGCUUACUGGCACGACACCGGUCCCGCUCCACCGCUUCUACGUGACGGAGCGGUGUGGCGUCCGCAUCGGUCUUGUCGGCCUCGUCGAGGAGGACUGGAUCGCGACCAUCCCAUCGUGGCCCAACAACUUUGCCUACCGGCCCAUGAAGGAGGUCGGCCUCGAACUGUCCAGGGAGCUGCGUGACCCGAACGGACCGCACCGCGUCGACAUUAUCAUCGCGCUCACUCACUCACGCGUGCCCAAUGAUAUCCAGCUUGCCAAGGACCUUGGCGCCGUCAAGGACCGCGACACCCAGAACGAACAGGGUGUUGACCUCAUCAUUGGCGGGCAUGAUCACAUAUACUACAUUGGCAAGGGUGCCGACUCGUGGGAGGGUUAUGUCGGGCUCCGGGACAGGCCGGGGACGCGUGACGAUGACGGUGUCCGCCUCAUCAAGAGUGGCACGGACUUCCGCGACUUGAGUGAGGCGACGCUCGAGCUAUCCCCACCCAACGAGAACGCGGUCCGCCGACGCGUCAUCACUUCCUUGACCGGGAAGCAUCACUACGUCACCCCCGCCUCCCCUACGUCGCCAAAGCUCGACAAGCUCGUGAAGAACCUGCUCGAUUCUGUUACAAAGACUCUCCACCAGCCUGUGUGUUACACUAUCACGCCGUUCGACGCGCGCUCCGAAAUCGUACGCACGCAGGAGUGCGCGCUCGGUAAUUGGGCUGCGGACGUGUUGCUGCAUGCGUACGACGAGAGCCUGGUGGAGAAGAACGCGCGCGUCAGAUUCGAGAAGGAUGGCGCAGAUGGUGAAGGGGGUAAGACCCUCACUGAGGGCGCGGACGCGGUCAUCAUCUGUGGUGGGACACUGCGAGGCGACUCGCAGUACGGCCCAGGUAUCAUCACGCUGGGUGACAUCCUUGAGAUCUUUGCAUUCGAUGACCCGGUUGUGUGCCUCGAGAUUGAUGGCAAAGGGAUCUGGGACACUCUGGAGAGCGCCUUGUCCAAGUGGCCUGCCCAAGAAGGCCGUUUCCCCAUCGUGGCUGGACUCGCAGUGGAGUGGGACCACCGCAAGCCUCCUGGGCAGCGCAUCGACAGCAUCCACCUCACUGUACAGGAGACUGAGCACAAUGAUGACGAAUACGACCCUAGCGCCGAGGUUCUCUACAUGGAACAGCCCGACGGUACGCGCAUCGAGAUCAAGCAGGCCAGGGUUAAGCUCGGCGAGGAGGUCAAGAACGUGGAGGGCGGCCGUACAUAUUACGUCAUCACGCGAGACUACAUGGCGAAAGGCUUCGACGGCUUCGAGGCGCUGAAGGACCGCCACAUGAUAGUCGACCAUGAGGUGGGCCAGAGCAUGAGUUCCAUCAUCCGCUCGUUCCUCCUCGGCUCGUCCUUCAUCUUUAGAAUGACGCAGCCCGCCGCAGAAGCUCACCAGGACCACCUCGAUCACAUCUGCUCCCGGACGUCGAACUUGUUAAAGCGGCAUAGGACGUUACAGUGCUCGCCUUCUCAGUCUAUUGCGAGCUCGCCUUCCAAGGCCAAGUACGACUUGGGUCAAUUCGUGGACUCGCCGGGCACAUCUCCAAUGCACCCGAGCUUCAAGAACAUUGUGGAAGCUGCCACGGCUGUUAAGACUGAGCAGGUCGAGUCGUCGAUUUCAUCGAUCUCGACGUCUGGGUGGGGCAUGCUGCGCCGCCAUGUGAUUGAGCACGACUGGGUCACCAUCCGUGAGGCACUGCACGUCGCCAAGCACGAACACAUGAGCGAUGUCGACCCCUGCGACGGCCGCAAGCUCCGCCACCAGACGAUUUAUGACAAGACGCCGCCUGCCGCAACUCCGCGCACUGGGACUCCUGGCCUCCUGGUCGACCCCAAGCGCAAGGCUGAGCUCAAGGACCUCGCGCCCGACGUUGCCAUCGUCGCGCCGCAAGUUGACGGGCGCAUGCGCGACAUCGCCUCCGAUGAUGGUGAGCAGGAAAGCUAG